AUGCACACAGCCAAGACACUCUUCGGGCUUGGGCUCUUUCUCUCAGGGGUUCUAGCUCAGAGCAGUACAGUUGAUGCCGUACCGCCAUGGCAAACAGGCAUCCUCUCAGAGGAUGGCACAUGUGGCAGCGGAACUCCUGGCUGGGUGUGUACACCCGCGUGGGGUGCCUGCUGCUCUAAAGACGGCUUGUGUGGUUACUCAAGCGCUUUCUGCGGCGAUGGCUGCCAAGAAGGUUUCGGCGAAUGCGACUCCACUUCUCCUCCCCCGCCAGGCCCAGGAGAUCCUUCCCCAGACGGCACCUGCGGCGGUACAAAUGGAUUCAACUGCACGGGCACCGCGUACGGCAAUUGCUGUUCGUCCGGAGGUUUCUGCGGCAGUUCGCCGGCUCACUGUGAUACUGGAUGGUAA
Molecule: messenger RNA, 408 nt
Organism: Colletotrichum truncatum
Lineage: Eukaryota; Fungi; Ascomycota; Sordariomycetes; Glomerellales; Glomerellaceae
Molecular function (GO): chitin binding
Source: RefSeq, a predicted model, not a curated record